AUGGCGCAAGUUGUUUGGAUGUCGUGCAGCAGGAGCAACAGCAGCAGCAGCAGCAGCGGAGGAACAGACUCCAUUGCAUCCCCAAGACCAGCAAACCCAGCAGCAGCAGCAGCAGCAGCCCCAGCAGCAGCAGCAGUGGAAGCAGCAAAAACGCAAGUCCCCAUCUACACCUGUCCCCAAAUCCCACAGAGUGCAACAGAGACAGGAAGCCCAGGAGCACCGCGGUCCCCGCGCAAAGACGGAUUUUUAGCUGCCGAGGAGUCGGCGAGCAGUGGUGGAGGGAGGGAUUAUGAAAGGGAGAGAGUUGUAAAGAGAAGGAGUGAUGGGAAGGAGUGGGAGAAGCAGGAUCUUGAGGAGGACAGAGAGAAAGCCGAGAUCUCCUUGGAGGAGAAUGCAGAGGGGAGUGGGGAGGAGAGUGCGGAGGGGAAUGGGGAGGAGGAUAAUGGAAGGGAGGAUGGAGAGGAGGAUGGAAGGGAGGAGGAGGAGGAUCAGUAUACAGGUGAAUGCUUCACGGAUUUGGAUGCAUGA
Messenger RNA from Closterium sp. Naga37s-1, 528 nucleotides. Lineage: Eukaryota; Viridiplantae; Streptophyta; Zygnematophyceae; Desmidiales; Closteriaceae. The record is from the annotation of a GenBank genome assembly.